AUGUACGCGUGGCGAGGAGAAUAUGCUCGCGAUGUUGCUACGAAUGAGCUGCAGGAAGUCAAGAUCAAGCUUGAGGCCAUAGUCUUCAUCGUCUCGCUGAUCAACUUCCAACGUAAGGGCGUGUUCAACGCGCUACACUGUUACAUCACCUUUGUGGAGAACUGGGCCAUAGGAAAGGAGUUCAAGCGGCGCGAUGGCGAUCCGAAGCGCAUGAUCGCCUUUCAGAAAGCGCUGAACUACACCCACUCGAAAUAUUGGGAGAAGAUGUAUCCUCAGAAUUACUACCUCGUUCUACUUGCCACCCAUCCAGACUAUCGUCGGCGCGGUGCGGGCACUGCGCUCACUCAAUGGGGUGUCGAUCAGGCUCUGGCUGCUGGCAUUGACGUAGGCCUUGAGGCGAGUCCGAUGGGAUUUCCACUGUACCAGCAUAUGGGCUUUGUUCUGUUGGAGAAUCUGGUAAUUAAGCCGGAUGCGGAUGACGAUCCGGCGAGUAUGCUGCUGAGGGUGAUGGUAUACGACAAGAACAACAAGUUCUCAAUGGUCUGA
Molecule: messenger RNA, 546 nt
Organism: Alternaria novae-zelandiae
Lineage: Eukaryota; Fungi; Ascomycota; Dothideomycetes; Pleosporales; Pleosporaceae
Exons: 3
Coding region: 1-546 (181 amino acids)
Molecular function (GO): acyltransferase activity, transferring groups other than amino-acyl groups
Source: RefSeq, a predicted model, not a curated record